AUGCCGCGUCCCUCGCAACCAGAGAACCUUUGUGCCGAGUUUACAGCCAUGAAGCGAAAACAGAUCGACGUGUGGAAAUACCACGACCUUGCACUUAUCGAACAGGAAGCGGGAAAGACGUAUGUCGUGGACUUGGUUCGUCGUUAUGGUACCGGUACCGGUAUCGGUUCAGCCACCUGUUCGAGCCACAAUGUACAAGAGGGGCGUGCCGUGAUUGCUGGAAAGGAUGCAAGCAACUUUACCGCAAUUGCGAGCGCAACGACGACGGAACCAGACUACGUAUUCCGCCAAACCCUUCUGGGACGGGCUUUGCUCGCAUCUCCCUCUCCGACGCCGCCCUGCCGCAAUCGUCCCUCUCACCGCUUAGUAUUUGUGAGGAAGGCAGAGUAA
Messenger RNA from Seminavis robusta, 390 nucleotides. The record is from the annotation of a GenBank genome assembly. Lineage: Eukaryota; Bacillariophyta; Bacillariophyceae; Naviculales; Naviculaceae.